Molecule: messenger RNA, 627 nt
Organism: Fulvia fulva
Lineage: Eukaryota; Fungi; Ascomycota; Dothideomycetes; Mycosphaerellales; Mycosphaerellaceae
Exons: 2
Coding region: 1-627 (208 amino acids)
Source: RefSeq, a predicted model, not a curated record
AUGAGACGUACCAGACGGAGCAGAAUCGACAAUUACUUUCAGAACUUCUUCACUUGGACGGAAAGUAACGAUGCAGACAGCACGGGUUCAUUCAACGGUGGCUUCGAAGGCAACCAAGAGAUGCUGGCGCGAUAUGUUGGGAGGGAUGUUCACAAGCUGCCACUCAUUGCACCUGGCUUGAAGUACAACAGAGGCGCCGGUCUGCGCAUGGCAUUGGAAGUCAGUGCAGGCACUGCCGGCUCUUUCGACGGUAUGCACUGCGAGCUCGUCGACACUCGAUCCAAGAAGCCGGACGCAGUCAUCUGGGGCCACAACUACGGCAUAGUAGUCAACAAAUCCUGCCAACGCCUCUACGACGAAGGCCAACGCCACCUCUUCGCAACCUUCGAAAUGAUCGCCCUCGACUGCUGGAAGGACCAGAACAUGUCCUGCUACUUCGUCACCGACGACCCCAUCAUGCAACGCUUCAAGGGCUCCUGGGUCUACGACACCACCGAAGUGCCCCCCCCCGAAGAAGCCAACACCAUCGAGGAACUCGCCGAGAAACUCGGCCUGGACGCCCAACAAUUGAAGCGCACCGUGACGAAUACAACGCCGCCGUCAACGAUAAACCCUUUGACCUCAUGA